CUGAAUAUCCUGGUGGACACAGGGAGCAGUAACUUCGCUGUGGGAGCUGCGCCUCACCCCUUCCUCCGGAGAUACUACCAGCGGCAGCUGUCCAGCACCUACCGUGACCUGCGGAAGGGUGUGUACGUGCCCUACACCCAGGGCAAGUGGGAAGGGGAGCUGGGCACCGACCUUGUCACCAUCCCCCACGGCCCCAACGUCACCGUCAGAGCCAACAUCGCUGCCAUCACGGAGUCAGACAAAUUCUUCAUCAACGGCUCCAACUGGGAAGGGAUCCUGGGUCUGGCGUACGCUGAGAUCGCCCGGCCCGACGACAGCCUGGAGCCCUUCUUUGACUCCCUGGUGAAGCAGACCCGGGUGCCCAACAUCUUCUCCCUCCAGCUUUGCGGGGCAGGCUUCUCGCCCAACGAGACGGAGGCCCUGGCAUCGGUGGGGGGCAGCAUGAUCAUUGGUGGCAUCGACCGCUCGCUGUACGUGGGUGACAUCUGGUACACACCCAUCCGGAAGGAGUGGUACUACGAGGUCAUCAUCGUCAAGCUGGAGGUCAACGGGCAGGACCUGAACAUGGACUGCAACCAGUACAACUACGACAAGAGUAUCGUGGACAGCGGGACCACCAACCUCAGGCUGCCAAAGAAGGUGUUUGAGGCUGCGGUGAAAUCCAUCAAAACAGCUUCUUCGGUCAGUGAAACCCAUCCUUUCCCCUAUGGGCACAUCCCCAGGCCCAGCACAGGGCCGAGGGCAGCGUGGCCGCCCGUCACCAGCCCUUGGCACAUCUUCCCGGUCCUGUCCCUCUACCUGAUGGGGGAGGCCACCAACCAGUCCUUCCGCAUCACCAUCCUGCCCCAGCAAUACCUGCGCCCGGUAGAGGACGUGGCCACCUCUCAGGACGACUGCUACAAAUUCGCCAUCUCGCAGUCCUCCACAGGCACCGUCAUGGGCGCCGUGAUCAUGGAGGGCUUCUACGUGGUUUUCGACCGUGCCCGCAAGCGCAUCGGCUUUGCCGCCUGCCACGUGCACGACGAGUUUCGGACGGCCGCAGUGGAGGGG
Molecule: messenger RNA, 1050 nt
Organism: Balearica regulorum gibbericeps (East African grey crowned-crane)
Lineage: Eukaryota; Metazoa; Chordata; Aves; Gruiformes; Gruidae
Source: RefSeq, a predicted model, not a curated record